AUGUUCAAGUUAGCUACUGCGAACGUAACUGGCCAACACAUUACAUCUGAAAUUGGUAAACCAAGAAAUGAUCAUUCCAAGGAUCUUCUAAUUAUUUUGGUCACACCAAAAGCGAAGUUUAAAACAUCUGAUUUAGACUUUGAUGAUAUAUCUAGUGAAUUCAGUGAGGAUAGUUCCCAAGAAGAAGAAUCGGAAAGUCUAACUCCGAAAGAGGAUGAGGCUUACUUCCUAUAUCAUAUGUUACGUACGACCGAAAAUAGUCAACAAAUUGACAAUAAGACGGCUUCUACAAUAAUGCAAACUAAAGAAAUUUUACAACCAAUAUUGAGAUCACGAUGCAAGAAACUUGAUAAUUGUAAGAAGAAAUGUCCCAAAAGAAAGAAAUCACUUUGCGAAAAAAAAUGUAUUAUGAUGAUUGAUAUUUUCAUAGUUUGCGAAAAGAAACCGAAAAAUAAAUGUAAAAAGAAAUGCGGAAAAACAAUGCCACCGAGUUGGCGUUAAAAUGAAAGCCGAAUCCAAUAAUCGAUCCUACAUCGAAGAUUAACAGUGACAUGUGACAAAGUACAAAAUGAAACUCCUCUAAUCGUAGUUGUUUGAUUGGUGUUGCAAUCCUUACAUGGUUUUUAUAUAUAUACUUUAGGCAAGCAAAAAA
Messenger RNA from Papilio machaon (common yellow swallowtail), 652 nucleotides. RefSeq lists its product as uncharacterized. Lineage: Eukaryota; Metazoa; Arthropoda; Insecta; Lepidoptera; Papilionidae. The transcript is spliced from 3 exons. The coding region runs from base 1 to 501 and encodes 166 amino acids. The record is from RefSeq and is a predicted model, not a curated record.